GCUUUUUGCCCAGGGCCAUGGCGGGCCGGGGCCGCGGCCGGGGCCGGGGGCAGAUGACGUUUAACGUGGAGGCCGUGGGCAUCGGCAAGGGGGACGCGCUGCCGCCGCCCACCCUGCAGCCAGCGCCGCUCUUCCCGGCUCUGGAGCGCCGCGCGGCGCCGCUGCCCGGCGGCGAGGAGGGCGAGUACAUGCUGGCCCUGAAGCAGGAGCUGCGCCGGGCCAUGAAGGGGCUCCCGUACUUUGUCAAACCGGGGGCGCCCCGCAGAGACAUCGAGCGCUACUCGGACAAGUACCAGCUCUCCAGCCCCGUGGACAACGCCAUCGACUGGAACCCAGACUGGCGGCGGCUCCCGCGGGAGCUGAAGAUCCGCGUGCGGCGGCUGCGCAAAGCCCGGACCCCCGGGCCUGUCCCCAAGCAGCAGGUGGCACUGGACAAGGAGGAGGCCAUUAAGAAGCUGGAGAGCCUGGAGAAGAAGGAGGAGGAGGUGACAUCCGAGGAGGAGGAGGAGAAGGAGGAGGAAGAAGAGGGAAAGGAGGAGGAGGAGGAGGAGUACGACGAGGAGGAGCACGAGGAGGAGACCGACUACGUGCUGUCCUACUUCGACAACGGCGAGAGCUUCGGGCCCGACAGCGACGACAACGGCGACGAGGCCGUGUACUGACCCCAGAAGGGGCAUUGAACCCCAAAAAUGGGUACUGACCCCAAAAAUGGGCACCCCAAAAGGGGUACUGACCCCAAAAGGGGCAUUGAGCCCAAAAUGGGCACCCCAAAAUGGGCACUGACCCCAAAAAUGGGCACUGUGACAGGGGGCAC
Melospiza georgiana is the source of this 814-nucleotide messenger RNA. RefSeq names its product RNA polymerase III subunit GL (gene POLR3GL). Bases 18 to 662 code for a protein of 214 amino acids. Gene Ontology annotation, biological process: transcription by RNA polymerase III. The record is from RefSeq and is a predicted model, not a curated record. The transcript is spliced from 8 exons. Gene Ontology annotation, cellular component: RNA polymerase III complex. NCBI's taxonomy places the organism in Eukaryota, Metazoa, Chordata, Aves, Passeriformes, Passerellidae.